Messenger RNA from Aethina tumida (small hive beetle), 3025 nucleotides. Its product is annotated as dendritic arbor reduction protein 1. The record is from RefSeq and is a predicted model, not a curated record. Bases 323 to 1447 code for a protein of 374 amino acids. Gene Ontology annotation, biological process: regulation of transcription by RNA polymerase II. NCBI's taxonomy places the organism in Eukaryota, Metazoa, Arthropoda, Insecta, Coleoptera, Nitidulidae. Gene Ontology annotation, molecular function: RNA polymerase II cis-regulatory region sequence-specific DNA binding; DNA-binding transcription factor activity, RNA polymerase II-specific. The transcript has 6 exons.
GUGAACGCAGACCGCAGCGCCGAACGCACACACGUUCCACGUUUUCUUCCGCAGUCCGAGGAGGGUUUAUUUUUUUUUUAUUAUUAUUUUCCCAGCAGUUUACGCGCGUCGCGCACCCGACCGCACCGAUUAUCAGUGAGCCAGUGAGACGCACACAUGCUGACCGAUUUUUCGGUCCGCGACCGACCAGUGCUGUGCUUUGGACGUGCUACAGUGCUAAAUAUGUAAUUAUGGUGCAAACAGUUGGAUACAGCCAGUAUUUUUGUCGAGUUUUACGGAUUCGCUGAAGGACUGGUUCGGUUCAGGCACCAAGCUGGCUAGCAUGUUUUUAACUAGCGACCUGGACACGUUCUUGUGCAAGCAGGAAUGGGAGCGACGUCCGGAGGAGCUCGAGAAACCGCGCAGGGACAACACGUUCCAGAUCGAGGACUUCUUCGAGUCUGCUCAGGCGCAUGGCCAUCAGGCGCCCGCCAUGAGCUAUGUCUCGAUGCGAAGUCUACCGCCGACGGCGCCCGCCCAAGACGACGACGUGUUCCUGCGCCCGCCCCUGUGGGAGGACAUUGCCAGCAGCAUACAGAACAUCGAUCCCGAGAACGCGAACAUGCUGGGCGUGGGCGCCGGCCAGGUCAAACUUGAGGCAGUGGACGACCUGGGCGUCGGAUGUGCCUCGACCCCCUCCCCCCUUUUAUCGCCCCUAGAAAUUAAAACCGAAAAGGUGAUACAACAGCCUGGUCCGACGUUACACCUAAUGGGUACGCCGACCGGUCAGUACCAACAACCCCCUCAACCCACCAGCCCGCACUCGGGCCACUCGCAGCAACAGCAGCACUACCACCCCCAGGCGCAACAGCCACCUAUGCACCAUGCGCCGCCCCACAACAACAACACUCACCCCCAGUACAAAUAUAGUAAUAAUGUGACGGGUCCACCCGGACCCACACAAGCCGGAAACGCCCUUUACUCAAUGAAUAGGCUGAUGUACGUGUCACCCCUGACGCCCCCCAGUUCAGAGCCCGGUUCGCCAGGCGGCGCGCUACCCCGGCGGACGCCCCCGCCACCCUAUCCCGCUCCCGGCUGCCCCCAACAGACCCCGCCCACGGUAGUGACGAGGGUGGCGGGCGGACCCACCGCCAAAUACAAUCGUAGAAACAACCCCGAACUGGAGAAACGUAGGAUACACCAUUGUGAUUUUAUAGGUUGUACAAAAGUUUAUACUAAAAGCUCACACUUAAAAGCACAUCAAAGAAUACACACAGGAGAAAAACCAUAUCAAUGCCAGUGGCCCGAAUGUGAGUGGCGAUUCGCACGUUCCGACGAGCUCACCCGCCACUACCGGAAACACACCGGAGCCAAACCAUUCAAAUGUGGCGUCUGCGAACGUUCCUUUGCCCGGUCCGAUCAUCUGGCGCUGCACAUGAAACGUCACCUGCCCAAAACGUCCAAAUGAGAGCAGACAGUGUCACUGCUUACUAUUAAUCUAACACUUAUUAUUUAUCGAACACAAACAUUCCUUCGCAACUGGGCCGGAACAAAUUUCUCGCAUCCCCGACGCAUAUAUCACUGAUGGGGGGUUGGAGACUCGUUUUGUUUUUGCGUUGGACAUUUAGUCCGAGAUGAAUUUGUCCCGUCCAAAUAUAUACGAUCUCAACAUUAAAUCGUUAUUAUUUUUUGUAAAUUUUAUCAAAAGAAACGUACCUCAUCACUCGAAUGCCUUGAAUUAAAUUUUAGAGGCCUUUCCCAGUGUACUUAUAACGUAAAUAUUCUUAACAUAGAUCAGUUUAUAGAUAUUAAAGAGCCUUCAUACUUUGUGAUUCAAACUGUGUGUAACCAGUGGUUUAUUAUUAGAGUUGUCUUGUAUUUAUAGAAAAUGUGUAUUUUGGAAAUAAGGCAAAUAAAAAAAAUCAAUGUUUUGGUACAAUAAGCAAAUGAGAGUUUGCAUAUACUGUUUUGAAGGUUGAUUUGCCUUGGCCAUUUUGUUGUUUAAUAACGCUAUAUUUAUAAAGUUUAUUUUGUUUUAUAUAUUUGUAAAAACUAAUAUUAUUUUGGUUGUGAACUAUUUGUUAUCACUAGCUGUAUUAUUUGUAAAUUUGAACGAUUUUAUUUUUAAUAAUAUUGCCAUCUAAUUUUACCCAUUAUUUGUGAUUUUAUAUAUAUAAAUAUAUUUUUAUUGAAGAUUAUUUUAUAUGUAUAGUAGUCAGAGUUUGUCUCCUUAACAAAAAAUGUUCGAUAAAUUAAUUUUGUUGUGGAAACUCGCAGCACAAAAUGACAAAUUUUGACUCCUGAAAUGUCGUAUACAAUGUUCAGUAUAUGAAGUUACCAAAUAUGUACACUGAAUAUUAAAAACUGUACAUAAAUGAGAAACUGACUAGAAACUAGUCAAGUAAUUCCAAUAUUUGUAAGUAUAUUAUUUAAGUUAAAAUCUGCUAUGCAUAUCUAGUAUAUUUAUAUCUUUAAAUGUAAGUACUUUAAAUACACAAAUCUCUUUAUUAACAUUUAUUUGUACUUUAUGUAUGUUAUUUAUAUGAAUAGAGCAAGGUAGAGUACACAUAAUGUAGUUAGAUUGUUUUUUUUUUUUAAUUUUGUAUAAUUUCACUUAAUACAGUUUUAUUUUUAAAACUAGUUUUAUUACGUAUAAAUACUGUCCAUAAAAAGUCAUGGGAUACAAAUCAUAAUUCAUCACCAUUACUUUCUUUUUCAACUGCACACCUUGCAUACAAGAAAAAAGGGGAAAUAAAACAAAACAUUAUUAAUGUCAUGACUAUUAUUGCAAAACAAUUUAAACACAAUUAACAUAUGUUGUUCUCAACAAAUACAAUUCAAUACAUUCAUGGCAGUUACAAAAAAAUACAAAUCUAUAACAAGAUACAACAGUACCUAGAUAAAACAUUUGUUCGACACAAUAUGGAUAAAAGUCCUUUUAUUCAUAGGACAAAUUAACUAGUCCAAAGCAGGUUAACCUUAAUAAUAAACCAUUAUUUAAAUUGUUAAUAACAUACCAUAAAAUAUAUUUUUACUUUUAUUCAUU